This is a messenger RNA of Anoplophora glabripennis (Asian longhorned beetle), 2568 nucleotides long. RefSeq names its product extended synaptotagmin-3. Gene Ontology annotation, biological process: lipid transport. The transcript has 20 exons. The record is from RefSeq and is a predicted model, not a curated record. Gene Ontology annotation, molecular function: lipid binding. Lineage: Eukaryota; Metazoa; Arthropoda; Insecta; Coleoptera; Cerambycidae. Bases 186 to 2486 code for a protein of 766 amino acids.
UCUAAACUGGACGCGCGCUAGACGUUAAAAUUGGUGGUUUCUGUCGAAAUGAAUAAUCAUUUUCUAUAUUGGCACACCCGGUUUUAUUGCAACUGAUAAGAUAAAUAAAAAUAAACAUUUUUAAUUGGUUCUCGGUUUAGUGUGCUGUGCAAUAGAGGUUUUGCGUGCCAUUUUAUUUAAGUACUAUGGAGGCAGCAGAUAAUCCGCCAGGUCCUGCGAAGCCAGAGCAGGAGCAUAUUGAUCCUGUGGUGAAGUCAGAAAAGCAGAAUAUGGCAACUGAGAUAAUUUUCUGUUUCUUAAGGAAGGCAUCACUAUUACUCGUGGGAUACUUCAUUUGCUACUUCAAUUUCUCCUUAACCUUACCACUGCUCACCAUUUGCUCUCUCGUUUGGUUGGAAAUCAACAAGUCCAAGAAAAUAAAUAGAAUAACCUCCAAAUCCAGAGCAAGUUCUAUGACAAAGAAAGAUAUUCUAAAAGUAGUCGAUGAAUUACCAUCCUGGGUAACGUUUCCUGACAGAGAAAGGGCCGACUGGCUUAACGAAAUUAUAUUACAGCUAUGGCCCAGCAUAAACAACUGCAUCAUAAAGCAUUUCAGAGGGCACUUGCAGACAAAAAUGCGAAAAAAAUUUGAAUCGUUUAGAUUCGAAGCUGUCGAUUUUGGAGAAAUGCCUCCAAAAAUCGAUGGUGUAAAAGUUUAUAACAGGACAACGACUAAGGAUUCUAUUAUAAUAGAUUUCGACAUAUAUUAUGACGGUGAUUGUGACAUAAAUUUUUCCAUGUCUGGUGCCCAAAUCGGACGUCUCAAAGAUUUUCAGUUGGCUGCCGAGUUAAGAGUUGUAUUAAAACCGCUGACGAUUAAAAUGCCAAUUAUUGGAGGAAUUCAAUUAUUUUUUCUAAACACUCCAGACAUACAUUUUGAACUUGAAGGUAUCUCCAGUAUACCAGGUUUCAGUUACUUCAUAAGACAGAAAAUCGAACACAGAAUUACGAAAAAAAUAGUUUUUCCUAACAAAAUCACGAAGAGGUUUUUGAAGUCAGUUGAGGCUGCGGAGUUAAAGUCACAAGAACCUGAGGGUGUUUUAAGAGUGCAUGUAUUUGAAGCAAAGAACUUGGAAAGGAAAGAUGUGACAGGGAAGUCCGAUCCUUAUGUUAUUUUAAAUGUCGGAGCCCAAGAAUGCAAAACUCACGUUGUUAAGCGAGAAUUAAAUCCCAAAUGGGAUUAUUGGUGUGAGUUUAUAAUAUUGGAUCCCGUGGCCCAACACAUGCAGUUUAUGGUUUUUGACCAAGACGACCUCAACGAGGACGACUUCCUCGGAAAUGGCGUAGUUGAAAUCAACACCGUCAUAAAAGAAAAUGAAAACGACAAAUGGUUCACAUUGGACAAUGCCAAACAUGGAAAAGUCCAUAUGAGAUUCACGUGGCUUGGAUUAUCAUCAGAUUAUAGCAAGUUGGGAGCGGCUUAUCAAGAAACCAAACUAUUGAAAGUUGCAGAUAUAAGUACAGCUUUAUUAACUGUUUAUGUUGAUUGUGCUAUGAAUUUACCGACAGUUAAGGCGUUUAAGAAGCCCGAUCCUUACGUUAUUUUGACUGUGGGCCGAAACCAGCUGAAAAGUAAAGUGAAGAAACACACUACUGAUCCUGUAUGGGAGGAAGGAUUUUCGCUUCUCAUCCCCAAUCCCGAGACUAAUGCUCUCUUCAUAAGCAUUAUAGACAAGCAGACUGAUAUUAAGAUGGACCAGCUUGUCUACCACAUGAAAAAUCUUUCAGAUUUCCCAGACCUUCAACUCAGCAAAGAAGAGUUUCCUCUGUCUGUAGCUGGAAAAAUUAUUGUUUCUUUGCAGUUACGGAUUUUAACAAACGAAUUUUUUGAAGACGAUGAUAGUGACACCGAUUCUGAUGAAGAUCUUAUUAGGCAUAAUUCUUUGAGAGCUUCAACUAGUAAUAGAGUUUCGUCCUCAAGUACAAAUUCGUCAUCUAAAAGUUUCCCAGUGCAAGAAGCCAAAGAGGUUAUGGAACAAUCAGUAGUAGAACAUGUUCAGGCAUCGUCACAUACUGUCAGAAAAAGUCCCAGUUUCAGAGUGAAGCCAGACCUUGGUCAGAUGGAAUUAACACUGUUCUACAGCGAAGCAAGACAAAAACUGGUAGUUACUGUGCACAAGAUCACAAAUUUAUUACUGAAAGAUGCAAGCGACAUUCCAGAUCCUUAUGUAAAACUGAAGUUGAUAACUCCAGAGACCCACAGUAUUAAACAUAAAACUAAGGUAAUUACUGAUAACUGUGAUCCGGUUUUUGAGGAAACUUUUGAAUAUUUACUGACACAAACUGAGCUAUCAAGGUCUAAAUUAAUCCUAACUGUAAAAAGUAAAAAGAUGUUCUUCAAUUCCAACAUCAUUGGGCAGGUAAUUAUAAACUUUAGAACUUUCCACGACCUGGAGGAGCCUUACAGAGAAUGGUUUGAAUUAGCGGAAGCUCGUGAUUCUGAUUAAAUAUAUAAGUACCUAUUUUUGUUUAUAUUGUUUUACUUAUUUUCAUAUGUGUAUAUUUAUUGUAUUUUACUAAUAAAUGCUA